Messenger RNA from Microcebus murinus (gray mouse lemur), 638 nucleotides. RefSeq names its product resistin like beta (gene RETNLB). The record is from RefSeq and is a predicted model, not a curated record. Lineage: Eukaryota; Metazoa; Chordata; Mammalia; Primates; Cheirogaleidae. Gene Ontology annotation, molecular function: hormone activity. Gene Ontology annotation, cellular component: extracellular region.
UGCAUGUUAGGGGUGCCCAGGUCGAUACCUGGCGUAUUAAAACACCCUUGCCUGGCCAGUCCUUCCAGACCUUUCCUGAACAUUCUGCCACACCAGAGCUGAGGGAUCCCAGCUUCUCUCAUCCCGGGACACUGACUCUCUACAGGAUGAAGCCUGGCACCUGCCCCCUUUUCAUCCUCAUCCCCCUUCUCCAGCUGGUUAUCCCAGGGAGUCCUGAGUGUUCCUUAGACACCAUUGUGGAAAAUAAGAUCAAGGGCAUUCUCAACGGUCUAGAGUAUAAUCCCUCUGCCACAACAAAGCAGCUCGUGUGCACCAGCAUCACAAACUCAGGCAAACUGUCCUCCUGCCCUGCAGGGAUGUCUGUCACCGGCUGUGCUUGUGGCUACGCCUGUGGUUCCUGGGAUGUCCGGCAGGAAAAGACGUGCCACUGCCAGUGCAGUGUGGUGGACUGGACCACUGCCCGCUGCUGCCGCCUGGCCUGAGACGGGGAAGGCUGGGAACUAGAAGGCUGAGAACCUCAUUUUGUGAUCCUGACAGGAAUGAAACAUGAUCCCAACCAGGAAACCUGACUCACUACAUCUCCUUCAUUUGUUUCAACCCCCGCUUCUUGAGUAAUAAAGACAAACAUUGCACCUUUC